Messenger RNA from Colletotrichum graminicola M1.001, 1557 nucleotides. RefSeq lists its product as uncharacterized. Bases 1 to 1557 code for a protein of 518 amino acids. Gene Ontology annotation, molecular function: manganese ion transmembrane transporter activity; calcium ion transmembrane transporter activity. The record is from RefSeq and is a predicted model, not a curated record. Gene Ontology annotation, cellular component: fungal-type vacuole membrane; Golgi apparatus. Gene Ontology annotation, biological process: manganese ion transmembrane transport; Golgi calcium ion homeostasis; calcium ion transmembrane transport. Lineage: Eukaryota; Fungi; Ascomycota; Sordariomycetes; Glomerellales; Glomerellaceae. The transcript has 3 exons.
AUGAGGUUGCGCACCCGACACUCCCCUCUGCUCCUGCUCCUCAUCCCGUCCCUUGUCGCAGGUUUAGCCGUUGAAACCAAGGACAAGAAUGGCGCCAAGGCCGUAGCUUCUACCGACAAGUCCACCGAUUCGACCGCUGGCUCUGGCGUCAAGACCAGAUUCGGAACCGACCAUGCUCCUGUCGAUGGGAAGGACGGCAUGCCCCACGAGGGUCCCUUCGUCGACCAGGACAGAGACAGCAAAAAGGAUGUCGCGGAUACGGAUAGCAAAAAGGGCUUGCCCCCCUUGAAGGGACGCCCGUCAGACCCUACCGUUGUUGAUGGCAAGAAGAUCCCCGAGACCAACGAUGGUGUCAUGAACGACAAGACACGUCAGAAGCCCAAGGAGGGCACCAGAGGCACCGAGGGAGGUGUCAGUGAGAAGGACAAGGCGCGCAAAGCGGCCGAGGGCAAAAUUGGCGAAAAGCCCAAUAACAAGCCCGAGGCGCCCAAGGAGCAGCCUCCUCUGCCUCACAGCGAGCAGGAGAAGAUCCUGAGCGACAAGGAAGCCACCAAGGACAAGGAGCGCGACCGCGACCACCGCACUGCUGACGACGUUGCGGGUCUCGAGAAACCUGCAGGUCUCCCCCACAAGCUCGACGACAAGCCCCAACCUCUCCCCAACUCGGCGCACAAGGACCACCUGGAUGUCUCCAAGUCCAAGGGGAAGUCAUCCAACAGCCUAGACGAUGAGGCCGAGGGCGUCAUCCAGCCAUUCCACUCCUUCGUUCUGUCUUUGACCAUGAUCCUUGUAUCCGAGGUCGGCGACAAGACGUUCCUCGUUGCUGCACUCAUGGCGAUGAAGCACGACCGGAUGGUCGUCUUCUCUGCUGCCUUUGGCGCCCUCUUGGUCAUGACCGUUCUAUCUGCUUGUCUCGGUCACGCGGUGCCUACGUUGAUUCCCAAGCGCGUAACCAGUUUCCUUGCUGCCGGCCUGUUCUUUGUGUUCGGCACGAAACUGCUUCGUGAGGGUCUGGGCAUGGACCCCAACGAGGGUGUCACUGCUGAGCUGCACGAAGUCGAGCGAGAGUUGGCUGAGAAGGAGAAGGAGGGCAAGCGUCACGGUUCUGCGGUUUCUCCCUACGCCUUGGAGAUGGGCCUGAACGGCAACAGGAAGUCUAGGUCUAAGAGCCGUUUCCCGUCGCCCCCGCGCUCGCCUUCUCAAUCCCCGCCCCGCAGUCCUUCGCCUAGUUCGGGUGGCAUUAAGGGCUCCCUACAGGGUCUGAGCAACCUUCUCGGCCUCCUCCUCAGCCCUGCGUGGGUCCAAACGUUCGUCAUGACCUUCCUCGGCGAAUGGGGUGAUCGGAGUCAGAUUGCCACGAUCGCUAUGGCUGCUGGACAGGACUACUGGUGGGUUAUCUUGGGUGCCAUGGUUGGCCACUGCAUCUGCACCGGUGCCGCCGUCAUUGGCGGCCGUGCCAUCGCAGGCCGUGUCAGUCUUAAAGUCGUCACUGUCGGUGGUGCCGUCGCGUUCCUCGUGUUCGGCUUCAUCUACUUCUUUGAGGCAUUCUACGCAUGA